Ictalurus furcatus (blue catfish) is the source of this 5840-nucleotide messenger RNA. RefSeq names its product dematin actin binding protein (gene dmtn). The transcript is spliced from 17 exons. The record is from RefSeq and is a predicted model, not a curated record. Gene Ontology annotation, cellular component: actin cytoskeleton; plasma membrane. Gene Ontology annotation, molecular function: actin filament binding. The coding region runs from base 1537 to 2745 and encodes 402 amino acids. Gene Ontology annotation, biological process: actin filament bundle assembly; lamellipodium assembly; cytoskeleton organization. NCBI's taxonomy places the organism in Eukaryota, Metazoa, Chordata, Actinopteri, Siluriformes, Ictaluridae.
UUUAUAACAACAAAAGGGGACUAGCUCCAGAAGGGGCUGUUCAGCAUGCACAUGUGAAUGUGAUGGUCAGGUGUCCACAAACAUUUGGCCAUAAAGUGUAUAUUAAUAAAUACUCGUAACGCAGCUGAUGUACAUUUAAUGAUUCCCACAAAAUCUCUUUCUACUUUUAUAGGGCACCAUUACGUUUAUCCGAAUUAAAUGGCUAGUUUUAUUUGUCAUUAAUAUGAAACAACCGAGUAUCACCAAAUUGUCAUGAAAUUUGUGCGUAAGUGAAAGAAAUUAUCGAUUCAAACUUGUCAGUAUAACCCAUAUGAAUCGAAUCUUUCACAAUCUUUCAAAAGUUCACUUUAGUGAGUCUCCAUCUAUGUAAAUUUACACAAACUCAGGAGUAUCCAUAGAAUAUGAAUUUUUGUUGUUGUUGUUUUUUUAAACAAAUUAACUAUUUUCAUAAACACUACAUUUCUUAUGUAAAUGCUCCUGCCAAAGAUUUGCGCUUCUAUUCAGAUCGGAGGCCCCGUGUGAGUCAGAGCGGAACCGUCCAGCGCGAAAGUAUAGAUAAUAUCUGUGAUUUUCUCAGAAAAGCACAUCAUGCUGUACUUUAGUGCAUUGUCAAUAUCAUGCUUUCAUUCUGCCCAACCCUGAGAGGCAAAAAAAACUAUUAACACUGUGGGUCCGGGGCAAACAUGUUACUGACUGAUUACAGAUGACGGGAGCGGUGCGUGUACAGGUAGAUUUUAGUUUUAUGCCAGGAUUCAUUACUCAGUUCAUGACUGAGGAAGAUGUUGGAUUAGUGUUUUUAAGUGAUGAAAUAUAACACAACUCUUGUUAGUGCACUGUGUGUGUGUGUGUGUAACAGUACAGAACAGAGCAUCAGAGGACUUUAACCACGAUGGAGCGGAGAGGGAUCGUUGCUGUGGAAACGGCACCAAAGGGCCUGAUUGGGCGUUGGCUUCUCAUGCUGCUCUGAGAUAAAGAAUUACAGUUAGGGUGGAGAGAGAAGAGGGGUGGAGUCAGAGAGAGAGAGAGAGAGAGAGAGAGAGAGAAGAAGAAGAAGGAGAAAGAUAGACCGGAGCAGUGGAAAACAGAGUAGCAAGAAAUAUAUAUAUUAUAUAUAUAUAAUUACAUGGAAGGAGAUACAUAGAGGUGAAGUAGCUUGGAGAAAAAAGACAGAAAAGUGUGAGGCCGUGGAGCAGAAGAGCAGGAUGAGAGGAAGUGUACGCCUGUCAGUGUAGGAUUUCCUCGCCAGCGUGGAAAGCCGAGUCUCGUGGGGCUCAGACAGAUCACAAACUGCAAACCUAAAGCCCCCCACUCUGCUAACGACUUGCUUCUGGCCAACAGCCUGAAUGAGUUUUAAUGUCUCGUUGAAAGACAAUGGGACAGUCCUGACACCAUCCCCUGCAACACCAGCCAUCAGCUUCAUCUCCAGCCUACCAGCUUCACCACAAUAGGAAACACUCUAGAGAACGAGUGUUUAUACCUGCUGUAAUAUCUGACAGGCCCAGAGGAUCAAGAGAACGUUUGUAGUAAACAUCCAUCAUGCAAAAGCAGGCAGGGACGACCCCAUCUUCUAGUGCCCCCGGAUCUCCAGCCACUUCCAUUGUGGCCAGAAUGGAUAAUCAGGUGAUCGGAUAUAAGGAUUUAGCAGCAAUUCCUAAAGACAAAGCCAUCCUGGAGGUGGAGAGGCCUGACCUGAUGGUGUAUGAACCUCAUUUCAACAUGUCAUCUUUGGAUCGUGUCAGUCUGUCCAGGAGCAGAGAAAGAUCAAUGUCGCCUCAUUCCAUCUCUCCUCCGCCUUCCCCAGAGAUAUUUGACUCUAAAGAAAAGGAGUGGGUGGAACAUGACUCACCUGGCACAUCCUCCAUGGGCUCAACCGUGCAGCAUCGCAAAACAAGCACCUCAUCCAGAGGCCCCUUACAGCACUUCCACAGACCAGACAACGGAACCAACAUCUACAACAAGCCUCCCAUUUACAAGCAUGAAGCCUCUUUCUCCCUCCCAGAAGGAUCAGCAGCAUCCCAUAAUAAGCAUAAAGAUGAGGUCAUCAUCUUGUCCUCUAAGUUCCCAGCAGCCCAGCCUCCUGAUCCCAGCCAGCCGUCCAAAAUAGAGACGGAGUACUGGCCCUGUCCUCCAUCACUGGCUAGCAUGGAGAUUGAAUGGAGGAGGAAGGCAGCAGAACAGGGCAAAGCUGUCGAGGACGAUGAAUUUGAGGACCUGACUGAGGAUGCAAAGAGGCUGCAGGAGCAGGAACUUAACAAAAUCCAGUCCAACCUGGGUAAGCUGAUCCUGAAGGAGGAAAUAGAGAAAUCAGUGAACAUCCGGAGGAAAACACGCUCACUGCCUGACAGGACACACAUGCACUUGGUUUCAGCCAGUGGUGCAUCUAAAUCCGCCACUCUACCUCCCUGCAGUCGCUCCGUCCUUGCUCGGCUGCAGUCUGCUGAAUUCACCUCCACAGACAGUGAAAAAGCCACAACAGGACUGCAGAACGGAGACACUCAGAGAGGGAGAAUGGAUCGAGGAAACUCACUGCCUAGCAUGCUGGAGCAGAAGGUAUUUCCAUAUGAAAUGCUCAUUGUAACCCACAGAGGGCGCUGUAAGCUUCCACCUGGAGUAGACAGAACCAGACUAGAGAGGCAUCUCUCUCCUGAAGAGUUCCAGAAUCUAUUCGGGAUGCCGAUGGCAGAAUUUGAUCGUCUGUCACUGUGGAAAAGAAAUGAACUGAAGAAAAAAGUCUCGCUUUUCUAACACAAAGGAUCUGCCUAUGGACAAAAGCAUUCUCUGAUACUAACACAACUCACACGUUUCAGGAUAAGUAAAUCAAUAAUCCACUGUUAACUCCAACACAUAUCAUGUGGCUUGUGUAUGUCUCUUAUAGACUUGUGCUCUCUGUGUGCAGCGAGUCAAAAUACAAACUUAACAUAUACGUAUGUUAUAAAGCAGAGGUCAAAGAUCACAACCCCCUCCUCCUGAAGAUUUGCCUCCUUGUUCCAUUUUCCAUUAGCAUAGGCCCAAAUUGGUCUCAGUCUUAAAUAAUGGAUUCUUGAACAAUGCCUCUAUGCCCCUCAUGAGCUAUUGUGUGUUAGAUUUGACACGCAAGUGAACAGUUUCAGUGCUACUUGCAGCAUCCUUAUACCCUUAUAGCCUAACGACUUGCCUCAUGUAAGUGUGCAUUUAGACAAAAUGUACACACUCAACCUCAGCAGUAAGAGCAGCUGAAAUCAUUACUUCAGAGAUUUACACACUCACUUCCCCUCUGUACAGCGCCAUACUGGCUCCUGAUCUAGUUAGCAUGCUAAUUAGCUAGCAGAAUAAUAUAAUGGGGCAGCACAGUGGUGCAUCAAAGCUCCAUGGUUCAGAGUAUGAUGUUGAGCUUGGGUUAGUGUCUAUGACGAGUUUUGCAUCCGGGUUCUUCCAGUUUUCUCCAACCUCGCAAAAACAUGCUAGUAGGUAAAUUGGCGACUAUAAAUUGCUCUGGGCAUCCCAUUCAGUGUUCCUGGGAUAGACUCCGCUUCCACUGUGACACUAACCAGGACAAAGUGCUUACUGAAGAUGAAUGAACAAGUGAGUAAAGGAAUGCAGUUCCAUGAUUUGUUAUGUACAGAUGGAGGAGUUGGAAGAAAACAAUACGAUUUGAAUACAGACAAUCAAACAUUUGAGUUUAAGUAGAGCCAGUCUUUAUCACGUAAUCAACCCCAACAGGUGAUCAGGUCUCAUAACACCAUCCAUGUUUUGGCUAAUUACAUGCCUACUCACCAAAGAAAUCAGUAAUCUGACAGAAUACUGAUCAAAAAGUAGAAAAAUACAUUAGGAUAGGAUAAACUUGUGCACUAGGCUACUCUUUUUAUUAUUAUUAUUUUGUUCAUCCAUGUCCCUGAUUUCCCAUGCAUAGCAAAAACAUCAUAGCAUGUGACUUUUAACUUCCCUCUGCUCCAAAUUCCAGUGAUCAUCAGUGUGAAGACACUCUCAGAAAUAUGUUGCAGCAUGGGAGAAAAAUGUUUCAUGAUCCAUUUAUGUUGCUUUUAAAACUGAAUAUUUCCAUUUAUGAGAAGUGAGACAUUGUGACUGGGACACCUUUUGGGAUGGUAAUAUUGACUGGUCUGUGUUAGGUGGCAAGAGGAGCAGUUUUAUGGCAAAGGAUGAUGCCAUGUUGCUUAACUAGAUAAUGUCAGUGGUACUAGCCUGUAGUAACAGUAGCCAAUAUGUUUCCCUAACUCCUCAUGACCAAUCAGAAUGGAGCAUAGCAGAGCCAUGUAAUACAACCCCAAUUCUGAAAAAUUUGGGACAGUAUGGAAAAUGUUAAUAAAAACAAAGAGGAUUGGUUUGUAAAUAUACUUUGACUUGUAUUUAAACAAAAAACAUAUAAAGACAAGGUAUUGGCCAUUUUACCUAAUCAGCUGCAUAGGUUAUUUUGAAAUUGAUACAUGUAACACAUUUCAAAAAAGUUGGGACAGGGGCAAUUUAGGACUAAGAGCGAUGUGACGAGUUGAAAUAAGAAGGUGAUGUGAAGCAGGUGAGGCAAUCAUCUGAUCAUAGUAUAUAAGGUCGAGGCUCGCCAAUCUGCCAGCAGAUGCGUCAGCGAAUAAUCCAACACUUUGAGAACAACAUUCCCCAAAGAUAAAUCGGUAGGGUUUGGGGCGUUUCACCUUCUACAGUGCACAAUAUAAUUAAAAGAUUCAAGGAAUCCGGUCAAAUCUUGGUGCGUAAAGGACAAGGUCAAAAACCACUUAUGAAUGUGCGUAGUCUCUGAUCCCUCAGACAUCACUGUCUUAAAAACCGUCAUGAGUCUGAAAUGGAUAUCCUGACAUGAGCUCGGGAAUACUUUGGUAAACCUUUGUCAGUCGACACCAUUCGCCGCUGCAUCCACAGAUGCAAGUUAAGACUUUACUGUGCAAAGCAGAAGCCAUACAUCAACAUUGUCCAGAAGCGCCGCCGACUUUUCUGGGCUCGCUCUCAUCUGAGAUGGACAGUAGCACAGUGGAAUUGUGUUUUUUAUGGUUGAAUCAAUAUUUCAAAUAAUUUUUUAACCAAACAGCCAUCGUGUUCUCCGGGCCAAAGAGGAAAAGGACCAUCCGAGCUGUUAUCAGCGUCAGGUCCAAAAGCCAGUGUCUGUCAUGGUAUGGGGGUGUGUCAGUGCCCAUGGCAUGGAUAACUUGCACAUCUGUGAAGGCACCAUUAUGCAGAAAGAUAUGUACACAUUUUGGAGCAACAUAUGCUGCCAUCCAGAUCAGGACCACGCCAAACCAUAUUCUGCCCAGAUUACAAGAGCAUGGUUGUGUAAGCAGAGAGUGUGGGUGCUAGCAUGGCCUGCUGCAGUCCUGACCUGUCUCCGAUUGAGAAUGUGCCCCGUACAGUGGCGCAGCUGAAGAAAUGCCUAAUGGAUGAAUGGGGGAAAAUUCAGCUUGCUAAACUUUACCAACUAGUGUCUUCACUCAGCGUCCAAACGCUUAAUAAGUGUUAUUAAAGAAAAGGUGAUGUAACACAGUGGUAAACAGUUGACUGUCCCAACUGUUUUGGAGUGUGUUCCAAUCAUCAGAUUUAAAAUGAGUGUAUAUUUUCAAAAAUAAAUUAAAUUCACAAAGUAAAACAUCAAAUAAUGUCUUAAUAAUGUGUUUUCAAUAUAGUACAGAGUAAACUGAAUUUUCAAAUGACUCUUUUUGUUUUCAUUUUCCAUACUGUCCCAACUAUUUCGGAAUUGGGGUUGUAAUAUUAGUAUGGCCAAGAGGUGGAGAGGGGAUAGUGGACAAGCUGAGGUGGACGAGGGUGAAUUAAAAACAGAAAUGGAAUGGAGGAGGGUAAAUCUUCAGGAGUAGCUUUAGUGGCUCAUGAUUCAUGUAUAAUAU